Messenger RNA from Salpingoeca rosetta, 2550 nucleotides. RefSeq lists its product as uncharacterized. The transcript is spliced from 8 exons. Bases 1 to 2550 code for a protein of 849 amino acids. NCBI's taxonomy places the organism in Eukaryota, Choanoflagellata, Craspedida, Salpingoecidae. The record is from RefSeq and is a predicted model, not a curated record.
AUGUCGGCAGCGCAGAAGCCAGACGGCCCGCUCAAGGUCGACAACCUUGCCGAUAUGGCACCAACGGCGUUUGAGGACUUCAAGGAGCUGACCGACUCGGCCAAGAUGGCGGCUGCCAUGAACCUCGAGGCUCUCAACCUGCCGGUCCUGAACGGCAACACGCUGCGUUUCAACAAGGACGGCAGCAUGUUUGUUGUCGAGUCGUACCCGGCACCACGUCAGCGCCGCUAUGCCGACAGUUCCCAGCAGCAGCAGGAGGACUGGCAGAAGGAGGAGGAGGAGAGCAUGCGAUACCGCAGAUACUUGCGGGAGCGGUGGCGGAACGCCGCAUAUGAUGUCAUUGACGGCGCGCAAGACUGGACGGGUGGUGCUGAUGGUGUUGGGUUUGGUGCUGAUGGUGUUGGCUAUGUUGAUGAUGGCCGACGCAGUCGCCGCUACAUCUCGCAAGCGUCGUCAUCCCUCCAAGUUCAGCAGUGCGAGGUACCCGUGCUGCAUAGCCGGCGCGGCGCCCGUAACAGAAUUGUGCUUGACUUUGAUGGACACACCGCACGUGCCAUCGACAGCACGUGGGGCGCGUUUGCAGCAAAGGCGUAUGACGUGGCAGGCAACGGGCCGUGCUUCAAUGCGGCAGAGCAGAAACACGUUACGCAAGUGUGGGCACGCGUUGCUGAGGACUACGCUCCCUUUGACGUGGACGUGACGACCGAACCGCUGGACCAAACGUCCACCACCAUUCAUGUUGUCAUCACGUCUGCUAGGCAGGAAAAUGGAAAGCCCAUGCCAUACUCUGACUCGGGCGGCGUUGCUGUGAUUGGCGUGUUUGGUUCCCCCUCCAUCGCGUACUAUUCGCCAGCGCUCGUGUAUUGGGACAACCUCAACUUUGGAUCGGAAAGCCACGUCGCCGACGCCAUCUCACAUGAGGCUGGCCACAACUUCGGGCUUGGACACGAUGGGUUUGGCAACAACGAGUACUACGAUGGGAUGGAUGGCACCACAGCCAUGAACUCAUGGGGACCCAUCAUGGGCGCACCAUACGGCCGUGCGUUGACGCAGUGGUCGCGAGGAAACUACGCCGGCGCAACAAACUCGCAGGACGACAUCGACAUCAUUACACGUCAGACCGGUUUAGCGAUGGACGAGGCGGGUGACGGCCCGGGAACGGCGGCCUCUGUGGUGUACACGGACAGCAACGCGUUCUUUGCUGACGGCGUCAUCUCCAGCCACGUGGACAAGGACUGGUGGGUGGUGCAGCUGACGGACACGGGCAGCAUCGAGGCAACGGUCAUACCAUGGUUUGCCAGCGAGGGCUCGGCAGGAAACAACGUGGACCUCAAGCUCACCAUGUACGCCAGCGACGGGCGGAGCAUGGUGGUGCGCAGCAACCCCUCCGGCGACACCUCGGCCUCCAUCUCGCGAACGGCGUUGCCUGCAGGCGUUUACUUCCUCGAGGUUGACGGCGUGGGCGACGUGGCGGUCUUCAACAGCGACUACGGCUCCAUUGGCCAGUACCGACUCACGGGCAGCGUGUCCACUGGACCACCACCGUCAACACGCGCACCGCCAACACUCACGCGCGUGGGCCCAGACCCGCCACCACGCAGCAGGGAGCCGUGUGCACCCGACAAGUACGAGGACAACGACGUGCACGAGCAAGCGUACGAUCUGACAUCGGAGCUGACGUCACCACAGCCCGGUGGUGUGCGCGGCACCAUCUGUGCACGGGACCUCGACUGGUACCGCGUGCCCGUUGCUGCGCACUCCACCAUCAUGAUCAUCAUGUACAUUGAUGUAAUGCGCGGUGAUCUGGACCUGCUGUUCUUCACCCCGGACGGCAUGCUUGUGGACGAAAGCGCCACCGUCACCAGGCAGGAGGGCGUGCAGUACACGGACCAGACUGGCCACGACAGCCUGUGCUACGUGCUUGUGAGGGGCGUGGCCGACUCGCAGGGCAACUACUCCCUCCACGUGUAUGACUCCUCCAUGAACGGGUUUUGCGCGUACGACCGCUUUGAGCUGAACGACGCCCCCUCGAGUGCAUACGACCUUGCCCCACCGGUCAACACCUUCAGCGCGUGGCUGUGCUCCGACGACCAGGACUGGUUCCGCAUUCCCGUGUGCGCCGGCAGCGACAUAUCCGUUGACGUUUCGUUCUCGUCGACGGACGGCAACAUCGACGUUGUGCUGUACGACCCUGACGGGCGCGUGGCUGACAGGAGCACGGGCACAGGUGGCGUUGAGCGCGUGUUCCACUCCAACCACGGGCCAGAGGCACACUACCUCUUGCACGUGUACGAGAGAAAUGGCGAUUCGGCAACGUACACCGUGCACAUCACGCGGCAGUGUGACUACCCAAGUUCCACCAUCAGCACAAUCAUACCGCUGCAUACGACGAUGGACACACCACUCGACACGUCGGCCGCGCACAUGGCUGCGCCUGCCUUCCUCACGCGAAUGUUUGGCAGCGUGAACCAUGGUGGCACUUACGGCGCGCGUGCGCUUGAACUCAUCACGGCCUUUGCUGCAUACGUUGUCGUGCGCUGGCUCGUGUAG